Messenger RNA from Dibothriocephalus latus, 282 nucleotides. Lineage: Eukaryota; Metazoa; Platyhelminthes; Cestoda; Diphyllobothriidea; Diphyllobothriidae. The record is from the annotation of a GenBank genome assembly.
AUGUCAUCGAACGCCUUCUUCAAACCAAUCAUUUACCCCGACCUGAAUCCCAUUGAAUCCAAACUCAUUUUUCCAGAUUAUGAAUCACCGGACUUCCAGAUGCUGAAAGUGGAGGACAUGAAGACCGAGGACCUGCAUUUGAACGCUAGGAAUGAGGAGGAGGAGAACGACGAAAAGCCUGAGGAAUUGGAACAGCUUCUGGCCUCUCCGGGCUUUUGCAGCAGCAGCAGCAGCUGGACCGACAUUUGCGGUCAGUGGAAUGAGAUCUGGAGUUGCACUUAA